Labrus bergylta (ballan wrasse) is the source of this 3052-nucleotide messenger RNA. It is a transcript of the gene stk17a, whose product is annotated as serine/threonine kinase 17a. Gene Ontology annotation, biological process: positive regulation of apoptotic process; protein phosphorylation; intracellular signal transduction. The record is from RefSeq and is a predicted model, not a curated record. Gene Ontology annotation, cellular component: nucleus. Gene Ontology annotation, molecular function: protein serine/threonine kinase activity; ATP binding. Lineage: Eukaryota; Metazoa; Chordata; Actinopteri; Labriformes; Labridae.
GACUGAGGACCUCUCACAACCGAAAAGCCAAGCACGACCGAGGGACUUCAUCAAAAUGAGCUUGUCAACCGCGUUAUUUGCCAAAAUAUAUUCCUAUGCGGAUGCAUUUAAAUCUUAUUCGUCCUAUCAGUGAUACAUUUUUGCCACACGAAUGUUUUUUGCUGAAUUUGUUUCGCAACGUGUAGCCAGCUGUUUUGUUUAGAAGCAGUCUGUUACUUUUUCGUUCAAGUUUUUUAUUUUGCCAACGAACCGCUCCAAUUAAACGUCGCCAUGAUCCCCGAAUGCCCCCGGUCCGGGGACCCGAGAAGCCGGACCCGCUUCCAGCACAACAAUGCUGCCGAACCGAACCAGACCCGCGGAGUCAGCGGUUUGUUGUCAGAAAUUAAAACCACCGUCAAGAACGAACCUUUCACCGACCACUACACCAUCAUCCCCGGCAAGGAACUGGGAAGGGGAAAGUUUGCUGUGGUCAGAAAGUGUGUGGAGAAAUGCACAGGCAACGAGUACGCUGCAAAGUUCAUGAGGAAGAGACGGAAAGGCCAAGACUGUCGGAUGGAGAUCAUCCAUGAGAUCGCAGUGCUCGAGUUGGCCACAGCCAGCCCCCGAGUGGUCAACCUCCACCAGGUCUUUGAGAUGGCUUCUGAGAUGGUGCUGGUCCUGGAGUUUGCGGCAGGAGGUGAGAUCUUCAACCAGUGUGUGGCAGACCGGGAGGACGAGGCCUUCAGCGAGGACGACGUGAAGAGGCUCAUGAGGCUUCUGGAGGGAGUCUCCUUCCUCCACCAGAACAAUGUAGUCCACCUGGACCUGAAGCCUCAGAACAUCCUGCUGACCAGCAGCUCUCCUCUGGGUGACAUCAAGAUCGUGGACUUUGGUCUGUCCAGGAUGGUCAGCAGCCACCAGGAGCUCAGAGAGAUCAUGGGUACUCCGGAGUAUGUCGCUCCUGAGAUUCUUAAUUAUGAGCCCAUAAGCACAGCGACAGAUAUGUGGAGUAUUGGUGUUCUGGCCUACGUGAUGCUAACAGGAAUCUCUCCCUUCCUGGGCGAGGACAAGCAGGAGACGUUUCUCAACAUUUCUCAGCUCAAUGUCAGCUACACCGAGGAGGAGCUGCAGCAGCUGGACCAGGCUGCCCUGCCCUUCAUCCAGAUGCUGCUCCGCAAACAGCCUCAGGAUCGGGCCACAGCAGAGCAGUGUCUCAAACACUCCUGGCUUAAACCCUCUCAGUGUCAGGGAACCAAGAAGGUGCUGGAGAUCCUCCCACUCGAGGACCAGGAGGUGUCAAGCUCCACCAGCAGCCCCGAAACUCCCAGCAGCACCACCACCACAGCUGAUGAGGAGGAGGAGGAGGAGGAGGACGAAGGCCCUGUGACAGAGGAGCUGAUCGUCGUGGCUGCCUACACCGUGGGCCAGUGCCGUCAGUCCUCCAACUCCUCCUCAGAGAAGGAGGCACUGGCUGCCGAGCAGAAGGCAAUCUCCAAACGCUUCAAGUUUGAGGAGCCUUUCAGCUCCCUGCAGGAGGUCCCUGGAGAGUUCAUCUUCUGAGCCCCACCUGCCACAUGACAGAGGAAGGAAGAGUUGGUGUUGUCGUGGUAACAAACUCAGACCAUCUGAUAAAUAAGAGUUCCCCUCGGUGUAUACUGUGUGUGUAUAAUCAGACACAGGUGUAAAGUAAACCUGACAUUAUUUAAGCAUUCAGUCUUUAAGUGCAUCUUUAAGCCCCACUCUCAUUAUUUCUUCGUAACGCAUCAUCACUUUGAUGCUCAUCACAUCUCCUCAAACAGCUACAACAGCUUCAUGUAUCAUGUAUUUUAUCAGGUUGAGUUUGGAAACCUAUCAACUGUUUGUGUUGAAGAGAGUGUUCCUUAUUUUAGAGAUGCCAUUCAAGACAAACUUACAGAUCAAACACUACGACAACUACCGGAGAAGAAGACCGUUCCAUGCCUUCAAAUUAGCAAAGGGUGCUUGAAAAAUGCUCCAUGAAACAUCUAAAUAAUAAAAUCCUUACAUUAAAGUUAUUUUCUGAACUGAAUACCAAUUUUGUGAAAUCUCAUUUGUUGUGCUUCGUCAAGCCUGAAUAAAUAAACAAGUUGUAAGAAAAAGAUAAGUACUUUUUUUUAAGUCGUUUUUUUCGACCUUGAAAACAGAUUCUGAUUAAUGUGGCCAUGUUGAGUAAUUUCUCUCCUCUAGUCCUAUUUCUUAUAACAGCACUUUGAGCUUUUAGAUCAUUAAUGACAACCAUUGCAUGUCACACACAGGGCAGGAGUAACUCUUGGAAACAAGACUCCGCUCACUGAUGGAGAAACAUAUAAGCUUUUUCCUGCCAGACACUAGAUGUUCCAUUCAACUUGUUUGUGUGGCCCUGUAGGAUAACACAGAACCUUCUGCAGGGUAGAAGUCUUUCUGCAGGAAAAAUCCACUGUGUAAAUAGCACUCGUACUGCUCCAGUCGUCAUAAAUGUGCGUGUGUACUGAUGACCGGAGGGGGCGGAGAUUUAAUAUUUGUUUAAGUUAUUUCUAAACAUUUUGAACUUUUCCUGACGUUUGAAUUCAGAAGCCAAAUCUUUGUCCGUUUCUGUCCAUUUCCUCGUCAAGGCUGCUUCCCUCUGAACAGAACCAGCUCCUUUAAGCUCAAACAUGUUUGGUUUUAUUUUAGUCUUAUUUUGUAUUUGGUGCCAUGCUUGGAGAAAAUAUUUGAUGAUUUUAGCUCUUGCUGUUUUUUUUUUUUUAUUUGAAGAUAUUUCAGUGUAAAAUUGCAGAUAUCUUUAAGGAAAUAUUUUGGAGUUUUCUAAUUCUGUGUAAAUAAUUUUAAAAACAUCUAGUUGUUUCAAUAAGGUAUAUUUGACUGCUGUUUUAAAGAGCCAUCUCUCGUCUUCCUCUUGCAUUACUGAGUGAUCAUAUGGUUCGGCUCUCUCUGAAGCAACAAAGACGACAGAGCACAUCUGUACUUUCAGUGGAUCUGUAAUGUAAAUUUAUGUUUAUGCAACAUUAAGCUCUGUUACUAUGGUAACCAAUUUGUAAAUGAAUGUCUUCUACUGUAAAUAAAUAUUUCAAAGGGU